AUGCUCUGGGAAAUUGAAAUCACACCCGCUGAAGGUUCUGUUGAUCGCGAGGGAAUCUCCGCUCUAGCCGAAUGCAAACUGCGAAAUCUGAGUUCGAUUCGUUCGGUCCGAUCAGCCCGCUCUUAUCUGAUUGAGGGGACGCUUGAUGAGUCAGCUGUCAGACAGGCUGCUGACUUGCUCAGUGAUGAUGUGGUUGAAGAGAGAGUGCUGAGAAGACUCCCGCAUGAGACUGAUCCAGAGCAGCAAGGAGAGCAUCUGCUCAAUGUGCUUUAUAAACCAGGUGUGACGGACAAUGUCGGGUUGACCGCAUCCCGAGCGUUGCAGAAUCUCAAUAUCCCGUCUGAACAAGUGGCGACUUGCCGCAAGUAUUGGGUGAAUGCCGAUGCCAGUGAAGAUGAAGUGGCCCGCUUCGCUUCGCGAGUUCUUUCCAAUGAUUCCAUUGAACGAGUCCUAGAUGGUCCGUUGACGCUCACCAGUUUAGCGGUCGGUAGUGAUUAUCAAUUCGAAUUGCAACAUGUCUCAAUCCGAGAAAUGGAUGACGAUGCACUGAUGCGUCUGAGCAAGGAAGGUCAACUCUAUUUGAGCUUGCCCGAGAUGCAGACUAUCCGCUCGAAGUUUCAGGAACUUGAUAGGGACCCGACGGACAUCGAGUUAGAAACAAUCGCCCAAACCUGGAGCGAGCACUGCUCUCACAAGACUCUCGCAGGCCGUAUUGCCUAUCGCGAUGAAAAUGGUGAGAAGCGUUUCGAGAAUAUGCUCAAAGAAACAGUCUUUGCAGCGACCCAGGAGAUUCGCAAACUCCUGGGAGAGAAUGACUGGUGUGUCAGCGUUUUCAAAGAUAACGCCGGAAUUGUGACGUUCGAUGAUGAACAGGAUGUCUGCAUCAAAGUCGAGACGCAUAAUCACCCCUCUGCAUUAGAACCCUAUGGUGGGGCGAACACUGGUCUGGGGGGAGUGAUUCGUGAUCCACUCGGAACAGGGAUGGGAGCACGUCCCGUUUGCAAUACAGACGUUUUCUGUUUCGCUCCGCCUGAUACGCCGUUUGAUUCAUUGCCUCCCGGAGUUCUGCAUCCACGGACAGUCAUGCAUGGUGUCGUCGCUGGCGUCCGGGACUACGGCAAUCGCAUGGGAAUCCCCACGGUCAACGGAGCCGUCUUCUUUGAUGAACGGUACCUCGGAAAUCCGCUCGUCUACUGUGGUAACAUUGCCAUGAUUCCGCGGGGAAUGAGUGAGAAGGAAGUCAUUCCUGGGGAUUACAUUGUCGCUGUCGGCGGCAGAACUGGUCGAGAUGGAAUUCAUGGGGCGACCUUCUCCUCUGCGGAACUGACGCAUGAGAGCGAAGAGCUUUCCGGUGGUGCCGUUCAGAUUGGGAAUCCUAUCACCGAAAAAAUGGUGCACGAUGUGAUUCUUGAUGCCCGUGAUCAAGGUCUUUUCAAUGCGAUUACAGACUGUGGAGCGGGGGGCUUCAGUAGUGCGGUCGGGGAGAUGGGAGAAGAGACCGGAGCUGAGGUCUGGCUGGAGAAAGCCCCGCUGAAGUAUAGCGGUCUUUCCUACACCGAGAUCUGGAUCAGUGAAGCACAAGAACGCAUGGUGUUGGCGGUCCCGGAAGAGAAGUGGCAAGCCUUCAACGAUUUAUGUGCCAGCGAAGGUGUCGAAGCCUGUAUCCUCGGGAAGUUCACCGAUUCGAAGGAACUGGUCCUGAAAUACGAAGGCGAAGUCGUUGGGCACUUGCCGAUGUCCUUCCUGCACGAUGGUCGCCCGCCGGUCGUUCGUGAAGCGACCUAUCAGCCACAACCAGAGACUCCAACGAAUCUCUCAUCUAUUGAAUUCUCACAUGGAGAAGUUCUCAAACAGAUUAUGGCCUCGCUGAACGUCUGCUCCAAAGAGUCGAUCAUUCGACAGUAUGAUCAUGAAGUUCAGGCGGGAUCGGUGGUCAAGCCGCUGGUCGGUAUCAAGAAUGACGGGCCGUCUGAUGCCGCUGUUGUUCGACCUGAUUUGAGGAAGCCACGCGGUGGCUUGGCUGUUGCUUUGGCUGAGAUGGCUUUUGCUGGUGGCUUGGGUGUUGAUGUCAAACUGGACAGCGAAGGUGAGGCUGCGACGGUUGCGCUCUUCUCAGAGAGCAAUACGCGUUAUGUCAUUGAGGUUGAACCAGAUCAACUUGACGCGGUGCAGCAGGCCUUUGCAAAGAACGGGGCUAUAGCCCCCACACAAUUGGGGACAGUGACAUCGACGGGUCAGGCUUAUGUCGAUGCAGGAGCGACGCUGGUUGACGAUCGCAAUUCGCUGAUCCAAAGUAGUGAUGUUCUCCUGCAGGUGCGAGCUGCUGUCGCGAACCCAACGACUGGCGAUCAAGAUCUGGAUCAGCUGAAGGAAGGUCAAACACUGAUCGCCCAGUGUGAUCCACUUUCCGAUACUGGCAAGAUGCAGGAACUCGCCGGUAAGAAGCUGAACAUCUUUGCUUUGGAACUGGUACCCCGAACGACGCGUGCCCAGAGCAUGGACGUCCUUUCAUCCAUGGCAACCAUCGCGGGGUAUAAGGCUGUAUUGCUGGCUGCAAAUCAUUCUCCACAGAUGUUCCCAAUGAUGAUGACAGCUGCGGGAACGCUGACUCCGGCUCGCGUCUUCGUUCUGGGAGCGGGAGUGGCGGGGCUACAGGCCAUCGCAACAGCGAAACGUUUAGGUGCCGUGGUGAGUGCCUAUGACGUUCGUUCAGCAGUCAAAGAACAGGUGGAAAGUCUCGGUGGGAAAUUCGUUGAGAUGGACCUGGACACUGCUGAAGGGCAGGGUGGUUACGCUCGUGAGAUGGAUGAAGAGUUCUACCGCAAACAGCGAGAACUGAUGCUGAAAGUGAUCGCUGACAGUGAUGUCAUCAUCACCACAGCUGCCAUUCCGGGGAAGAAAGCUCCGAUUCUGGUGACGAAAGAGAUGGUCGAAGCGAUGCCUGCUGGAGGAGUGAUCGUCGAUCUGGCUGCCGAACGUGGUGGCAACUGUGAAUUAACAAAGUCUGGCGAAACCAUCGAAGUUCAUGACGUCACGAUCCUGGGACCGGAGAAUGUUCCUUCAGACAUUCCACGUCACGCCAGCCAGAUGUAUUCCAAUAAUAUCACGACGUUUCUGAAGCUGCUCAUCAAAGAUGGUGAGGUCAACCUUGAUCUGGAAGACGAUAUCAUCGCGGGAACGUUAGUGACGCAUCAGGGUGAAAUGAUUCAUCCAUUGUGUCGCAAAAUCGCAGGACUGCCGGAAUUGGCUGCACCAUCUGAAGAGAGCGCAGCAGCGGAUGAGUCAGUCGUCAGCUUUAUCUGGAUCAUCAUUGGUGUCCUCAUCGGUGCCGGCAUUGGUGUCUAUUUUGCCGUGACCAUUAAGAUGGAACGGAUGCCGGAGAUGGUCGCCCUGUUCAACGGGUUUGGAGGGGCGGCUUCUGUCUUUGUGGCUGGGGGGGACUUGUGGUUGCGUCGAGCUAAUGAAUCUUUCAUUUCGACAGACAUGAUCAUUUCAGUUGCCUUGGCCGGGAUCAUUGGGGCGGUGACAUUGACGGGUUCACUCGUUGCCUUUGCCAAGCUGGCUGAGCUUUCCUUUGUGAAGAAAUUGAAGCCUCUCCCUUCUCAACAAAUUAUCAAUGCUGCUUUGGCGCUCGUUGUUCUGCUCUUGACUGUCGUGCUCGUCAAUAACCCUGGCUCGGGUUGGUACUGGUUGAUCGUCUUUGUCGCCUUUGGACUUGGUUAUCUACUGACCAUUUCAAUCGGUGGAGCAGACAUGCCGGUGGUGAUUGCUCUGCUCAACUCCUAUUCAGGGCUGGCAGCAGCUGCGACCGGUUUCGUCCUACAAAACAAUGUCCUGAUUAUUUCUGGUUCGCUGGUAGGGGCCUCCGGAUUGAUUCUGACCAAGGUGAUGUGCGAUGCGAUGAACCGCUCACUGCCUGCGGUCCUCUUUGGAAGUCUGGGGCCAGCUGCCGAUGGUCCUUCCGCUGAUGAAGUCUACACCAACGUCAAAUCGACCUCUGCUGAGGAGGUCGCGAUGUUAAUGGAGGUCGCCAGUUCGGUGGUGAUUGUCCCCGGCUAUGGAAUGGCGGUCGCUCAGGCACAACACGCUGUCCGUGAUUUGACGAACUUACUGAGAGAUCAAGGGAUCAAAGUCACCUUCGGCAUUCAUCCGGUCGCUGGCCGUAUGCCGGGGCAUAUGAAUGUGCUGCUGGCAGAAGCGGAUAUUCCCUAUGACUUGCUGAAAGAGAUGGACGAAACCAACUCGGAGAUUGAACAAACGGAUGUCUGCCUGGUGAUCGGAGCGAACGAUACGGUGAACCCGGAUGCCCGGACCAAUCCCAACAGUCCGAUUGCCGGGAUGCCGAUCAUUAAUGCGGAUAAGGCCAAGACCUGUAUCAUCAUCAAGCGAAGUUUGAGCCCCGGUUUUGCCGGGAUUCCCAACCCGCUCUUUUCCGCAGACAACGCCUUGAUGCUGUUUGCCGAUGGAAAGCAGGCGGUCACGGAUAUCAUCACCGCGAUCAAAGAAGGCUGA
Durusdinium trenchii is the source of this 4512-nucleotide messenger RNA. The record is from the annotation of a GenBank genome assembly. NCBI's taxonomy places the organism in Eukaryota, Dinophyceae, Suessiales, Symbiodiniaceae.